UCUCGUCCCACCCCACCCCGGCCCAGUACUACUCCGCAGCCAGCGGGACGGCACUGUCCUGCCAGCCGGACUCGGCCGCCCCGGAAGCCAUGGAGGUGCUGGUCUUGUCCGGAUACCGUGCGCAGAAGGAGGGCGAGCUGAGUCUGGCGCCCGGGGAUGUGGUCCGGCAGGUGUGCGAGGGGCCCGCGCGGGGCUGGCUGCGCGGAGAGCUGGGGGGCCACUGUGGCCUCUUCCCGGAGCGCCUGGUGCAGGAGAUCCCCGAGAGCCUGCGCGGUGCUGGGGAGCCCCGGAGACCGCGCUGUGCGCGCCGCCAAGGUCACCUUGCUAAAUCGCGGGGCCCCCAAAGAUGGUGCAAAGUGAAUUUCAACUACAACCCGGAGCAGGAGGACGAGCUGAAGCUGCAAGCUGGGGAGAUUGUAGAAGUGAUAAAGGAGAUUGAGGACGGCUGGUGGCUGGGGAAGAAGAACGGGCAGCUGGGAGCCUUCCCAUCCAACUUUGUGGAGUUGCUGGACAGUGGGCCCCCAAGCCUUGACAAUCCAGACAUGCCUUCAGUCAGCUCUGACCCCCAGCGACCUCCCAAGCUGAGCAGCCUGACCUAUGACAGCCCUCCAGACUAUCUUCGCACAGUCUCCCACCCUGAGACCUGCAGGGUCCUGUUCGACUACCAGCCCGAGGCCCCGGACGAGUUGGCACUACGGAAAGGAGAUGUGGUGAAAGUCCUGAGGAAGAUCACAGAGGAUGAGGGCUGGUGGGAAGGUGAGUCUCAAGGCAGAAGAGGAGUUUUCCCAGACAACUUUGUGCUUCCACCACCCCCACUCAAGAAGCUGGCCCCUCGGAAAGUGGCAUCUCGGAAAUCUGAACGGGACCUCCCUCUGGCUGCUGUGGGAAGAACACACUACAGGCAGGCUCCUAUAAAGGAACCCAAACUGAAAAAGAUGGUGCCCAAAACAACCCUCCCUACAGCCAAGAAGCUGGUCGCAGUCCCCACCGGGCCCAGCAAAGCCAAGCCAUCUGGGACACCCAGUGGAGAUGGUCAGAAGCGCUCCUCCCGGAACCCUGGCUCCAGUGGCAGCUUCCUCAGUGGGAGUCCUGGUCACUCUGGUAGAAAGCGACUCAAAACCCAGGUUUCCAGGCAAUGCCCUGCAUCCAGUCAGGAAGAAGAGCAGAGCAGCCUCUCAGAGGCCCAUCCUGUGAAUAAAAACCCCACUCUGGAUGAGACCCCCACCCCCAAGAAGACUCCACCAUCAGAAAAGACCUCUACUCGAGAAGAAACCCUGACACCAGAUCAGGUUCCUACCCCAGAGGAGACCCCAACUCUGGAGGACAAAGCCCCCACCCCAGAGAACCCCACCCCAGGGGAGACCCAGACUCUGGAGGACGAGACUGUCACUCCUGAAGAGGUCCCAACUCUGGAGAACAAAGUCCCUGCUCCAGAGGCGACCCUGACUCUGGAGGCCCAGGCCCCCACUCUAGAGAGGGUCUUUUCUGUGGAGGAGGACCCUGCCCCAGAAAUCCCACCUAAAGAUGAAGCCCUUGACCCAAAGGUGGCCCCUCCUGGGGAUGAGGCCCUCACCCUAGAAGAGGUCUUGACCCCAGAGCAGGUGCUCCCUGAAAAGGUCUCCACCCAAGACAACACUAGGUUGCAUCACUUCACUCCAGAGGAAGACCUGGAGAAGGUCAAGUCUCUUGUGGCCAAUAAGACUCAACCUCAAGAGGAGGUCCACAUACCAGAGGACCCCCUCCUUUCCAUGAGGAAGCACUCCCUGAGUAAGAGGGACAAUCUCCCUCUCCAUUGUGAAUGCAUACCUGCCCAUGGGACGGCCCAAACCCUCCUGGAGGCGGCUCCUUGGAAGGAUGAAGCUAUCCUGCAACUGGAGGUGCCCCUCAAAGAGAGGGCUCCCCCCAAAGAGGUGUCCCCCCAAAAGAUAACCCCCACUCAAAAGAAUCUGCAACCUAUCAAACUGACACCAGACUCCCAAGAGGCUCACCCCUUCCAUUCCCUGGUCCCCCCAAAUCCCACGGACAGCAGAAGUGACAGAGAAGAAAUAAUAAUGCUAAAGGCCGAGGUGGAGUCUUUAAAGAUGUCUCUGGAGCAGAUGGGGGUGCAGCUGGAAAGUAAGCUGAACAACAUCUGGGAGGAGCUGAAGAGCGAGAGGGAGAAGCGCCAGUGGCUGGAGGUUCAACUGAAGCGGAAGAGCCAGGAGACCCGAACCAAGGGCUCCAUCCACUCCCAGACGCAGACGCCCUGAGGGCAGGCCCGGGAGGGACUACUGUGGGACCUGAUGGGAGCUCUGGCUGCGGCCACCCAUGUUCUUGAAUGCUGACUUCGGGACACUGAAGUAAACUGUGGUGUACGCACGCGCAGCGCCUGCCUGGUCCGUGUGGGGGCGGGG
Messenger RNA from Talpa occidentalis (Iberian mole), 2393 nucleotides. RefSeq names its product SH3 domain containing 21 (gene MNMIP1). The record is from RefSeq and is a predicted model, not a curated record. Bases 90 to 2249 code for a protein of 719 amino acids. Gene Ontology annotation, molecular function: protein binding. NCBI's taxonomy places the organism in Eukaryota, Metazoa, Chordata, Mammalia, Eulipotyphla, Talpidae. The transcript is spliced from 17 exons.